AUGACCUUGACAUCUACAGCCGUCCUCGCCGCCGCGUUUUUGGCGCACCAAGCCAGCGCCCAGCAGUACUGUCGCGACCGCUUUGGAAACAUUGUCCGCUGUCGCUCGGGCUUGAGCAUGGGCGCACGCAUCGCCAUAGGCGUAUGCGUCGGCGUUGGCAUCUUCAUCAUCUUCAUGGCUAUGGGUAUGAUGCGUCGUCGUAAGCUCCAGAACCAGUGGAACCAGUACCGUCCCCCUCCGCCCGUGGGCAUGACCGGCGACCCGAGCAUGCCGCAGUAUGCGAACAACCCCCCGCCGCCAACCUACGCUGCUGAUGGCGGAUUCCGGUCGGACAACGUGGAUGGUCCAGCACCCCCGCCCGCUGUUUACCAGCCCUCAAGUGCGGGUCAGUACGGCAUGGGGCCCACUAAUACGGGUGGCGCAAACAGCUCAUACUACGGCGCGGACACGAACACAAACCCGCACAACUACGAGUAUGAGCAGCAGGCGCGCAUGGACGCCGAGAAGGACCAGGUCCCGGGAUACAGCGUCGACGGCGGCUAUGCUUCGCCCAGCGGCCCGCCCCCAGCCGCGGGCGGUUACGCUUCCCCCGAUGGCCCGCCCCCGGGCGCUAUCUCUGCGUCGACUGGUCCGGCCUCAGGCCGCUGA
Cutaneotrichosporon cavernicola is the source of this 648-nucleotide messenger RNA. RefSeq lists its product as uncharacterized. Lineage: Eukaryota; Fungi; Basidiomycota; Tremellomycetes; Trichosporonales; Trichosporonaceae. The transcript has 3 exons. The record is from RefSeq and is a predicted model, not a curated record. Bases 1 to 648 code for a protein of 215 amino acids.